UCCUACUCCUCUUCAUAAAAAAAUAAUAAAAUAAAAAAUAAAAAAUAUAUAUAUAUAUAAACUAUGGGAACUUCCACCGGAGAAAGCUCGGAGACGGCGUGGGCGGUGCCGCCGGCGGCGGCGGCGUGGUACUCGCCGAUGCCAUACGUGUUCGGAGGACUAGCGGCGAUGCUUGGUCUCAUCGUCGUCGCCGUCCUUCUCCUUGUUUGCUCAUAUUGGAAGCGGUUUCAACACGCCGGAGCUGUCUCCGGGAACACGAAUCUCGAGGCAGGAAUGAGGACAGUAUCGAACGGUGAUGAUUGCAGGAAGAUCGCGGCGAACACGAUUUCCGAGGAGCGGGUGUUGGUGAUAAUGGCCGGUGAUGAUAAGCCGUCCUUUUUCGGCGUGGCUUUUGGGGGUGUAAUACCUCCCGGUGAGCAUAACCGCCUUUAAAAGAGCUUGGACAUGGAGUGAACUGGUAGGGAAGAAAAGAACGUUGUGGGAUGUGCGGUGAGCUUACUGGUCGGUGAUUUUUACUGCUCGAGUUUAGCACGUUAUGAUUUGAUGUGGUGUUUUUUUAUUUUUUACGACUCUUGAUAUUAUUAAUUAUUAUUUAUGGUUUUAUUUGUUAUGAAA
Dioscorea cayenensis subsp. rotundata (Guinea yam) is the source of this 615-nucleotide messenger RNA. RefSeq names its product protein GLUTAMINE DUMPER 4-like. Gene Ontology annotation, biological process: regulation of amino acid export. The record is from RefSeq and is a predicted model, not a curated record. Bases 64 to 432 code for a protein of 122 amino acids. Lineage: Eukaryota; Viridiplantae; Streptophyta; Magnoliopsida; Dioscoreales; Dioscoreaceae. The transcript has a single exon.